Messenger RNA from Columba livia (rock pigeon), 3819 nucleotides. RefSeq names its product C-C chemokine receptor type 5. The coding region runs from base 338 to 1417 and encodes 359 amino acids. The record is from RefSeq and is a predicted model, not a curated record. NCBI's taxonomy places the organism in Eukaryota, Metazoa, Chordata, Aves, Columbiformes, Columbidae. Gene Ontology annotation, molecular function: C-C chemokine binding; C-C chemokine receptor activity. The transcript is spliced from 2 exons. Gene Ontology annotation, cellular component: external side of plasma membrane; membrane. Gene Ontology annotation, biological process: immune response; G protein-coupled receptor signaling pathway; positive regulation of monocyte chemotaxis.
UAUAAAAACUUUUUCUAAAGCUACAGCUGUGGGUUGUGAAACUUUUGAGUUCAGCUCCAAGGAGGAUCCUCCACAAUUUCAACAUCUCUGCACAUCUCACAGAGUUAGAAAAGUAACAUCUGACAACCCAUUUUUAGAAAAAGGAGAAGUGCUCCUUGAUUUUUUUUUAAAUGAAAACAGAUUUUUUUGCUAGAAGUUUUCAAAUUGAUACAUCCUCCUUCACGCAGGAAGAGGUGUUUUUUACCUUCUUCUCAUGACUCACUAAUCAGUUUAGCGCUACUCUUGAUGUAAUAAUCCAAACCACCACUGGCACCAUAAGAUAUAUGACCAACACACCAUGGACAUAAUGGAAAACCAUACCAUAGACUUAUCUGACUGGCCACUGACAACAGAAUUCGAGUACAGUGAUUCAACACCAUGCCCAGGAACUGAGGAAAAGCACUUUGCAGCAAAUCUUCUGCCACCGCUGUAUUCUUUGGUGGUGAUAUUUGGCCUCACAGGCAACAUGCUCGUUGUCCUUAUCCUGGUGAAAUACAAGAGAUUGAAGAGUAUGACUGACAUCUACCUGCUUAAUUUGGCAAUUUCUGAUUUGCUGUUUAUAUUUUCUCUCCCUUUUUGGGCUUACUAUGCUGCUCACGACUGGAUUUUUGGAGACGCGCUGUGUAGAAUUCUCUCAGGCGUCUACCUCCUUGGCUUCUACAGUGGGAUCUUCUUCAUCAUCCUCUUGACCCUUGACAGGUAUCUGGCCAUAGUGCAUGCGGUGUUUGCUUUAAAAGCUAGGACAGUUACCUACGGCAUCCUCACCAGUGUUGUCACUUGGGCUGUUUCUAUUUGUGCUUCUGUUCCUGGAAUAGUAUUUCACAAAUCUCAAAAGGAACAUUCACGCUAUACUUGCAGUGCUCAUUAUCCCUCAGAACAGAGAGAUCUAUGGAAGCAAUUCCUGACCUUAAAAAUGAACAUCCUGGGACUUGUUAUUCCAAUGUUAAUUAUGAUCUGCAGCUACACACAAAUUAUAAAGACUUUACUGCAAUGUAGGAAUGAGAAGAAGCAUAAAGCAGUCAGGCUUAUUUUUAUCAUCAUGAUUGUCUACCUUUUGUUCUGGGCACCAUACAACAUUUGCAUUCUCUUGCGUGACUUUCAAGGUAUAUUUUCCAUCACUACCUGUGAAGGCAAUGGUCAACUGCACAAAGCAACCCAAGUGACAGAAACAAUCUCAAUGAUCCACUGUUGUAUCAACCCUGUGAUUUAUGCCUUCGCUGGAGAAAAAUUUAGGAAGUAUCUUCAUAGCUUUUUCCGAAAGCAAAUUGCAUUCCACUUCUCUAAAUACUGUCCCGUUUUCUAUGUUGACACAGCUGAACGGGCUAGCUCCACCUACACACAAUCUACUGGAGAACAAGAAGUUUCUGCUGCAUUGUAAGUUGUGUCAAGCGAAAAAGUCAAAUUGACUUUUGUGAAAUCAAUCUGUGAUGAAAGCCUGCAGAAUCUGUUCUCGAUAUUGGCUCUAAGGCACCUGUAAAAGAUCAUAGAAUACAUGUUUACCAAAGCUUUUAUUUGCUCAUAUGUUUGGGUAUUUGUACAUAAAUAGAAAGGAUGUAUCAAAUUAGCUAGCUAGAUAUGCUAAUGUGGGAUUCUGUAGAGAAAGUAAGUGUUCUCUUUUUUGUGUGAAUAUAAAAGCAUCGUUUUGUACUAUAGUGCCCACAACCACACAAAGGCUGAGGGUCUAAGCUAGCAGUCUCAUAAACUGAUUUUUUGAAGUUAACUAGAGAUUAGAAAUUGAUACUGGUUAUUUGGAAACAUCUGUUUACUGUACCUUAGACAAGAAAUCUCACUCAUUUAAAUAUAGUCUCAGUCACAUCUUUUACCAGCUUGGUUGUGUAUCUCUGUACCUAAUGGCAAAUUACUGAUAUCCGUGAUACAAAAUUUUUACAAGUGGUGUAGGAAAAAAUUAUACAUUUAGAAGAGACUGAUAUUUCAAGCUGUAUUUUCCUUUGUGUAUAGUUGAGUACCAACCUCUUGGAUCUUUCUUGUGAUAUUUUUAACUACUAGGUGUUGAUAUCUAAGUGACUUGAGAGUUUGGUAUUUCAGAAGGCUAUCUUUUAAUCAACUGCUGUUUUAUAUGCUAUUUGUACUAAAAAGCCAAUAUAUUGAUGUAUCGUUGAUCAAUAUAUCUAUGUGUUUACAAUAUUUUAAAACUAAAAUAUUGCACAUGGAGCUUUAACCAGGUUAGAUCAAAUGUGGACAACGAGUCAACACGUUUUUAGUGCAGUGAUUUUGCUUGCCAUUUUUCUAGCCUACAUAAGAUAAAAACUUUAAAAUGUCAAACAAGUGCAGUCACAAUGACUGCAAAACCAGAACAGCAUUAGAGGUGUGAAAAUGAUUUCUGAAAAGGUUGACCCAGAUGCUUUAGAGAUAAGCAUCUGCUAUAGAUGUUUGUCAAAACAUAUGAAUAGGUAAAAAUAUUCAUCGUUCUACAGACUCCAGGCCAUAGGGCAUCUCUUUUGUUUUAGAAGCAGGUAUCAUUUGGAGGCCAUGACAAUGGAGGUUUACAGAGAGCAAAAGCUUCCAUAAUUAGCAAGACUGAUGGUUUAGGCUUCCUGUUACAGCUCAGAUCCUGCAAAGCACUUGAACACAUAGAAAACAUUAAAUAUGUGGAUACUGAGAUACUUGAUAUCAUACCACAAUCAUGCUAUUAAUUGAUUUAGGCCAAGUUGUCCUUUCUAGCAUUUCUUACAUUUCCCCUAAGACAUAUGGUUUUGGGCUACUCUGAAGACAAGAAAUUAAAAGUCAAUAUUUUGAUUGCUGUUCUUAUCCAGUCAGGUAAUUUCUGUUUCCCAGCUCCUCUAGGUAGCCUUUUAAAUAAAAUUUUCAAAGGCACAAGUGUUUCAAACAGCCCCAAAGAGAUUUUACCUUGCAGAGUGCUUGCGAAAGCAGGAAGAGAAAUAGGGAAAUCUUUGCUUGUCAGACCACUUGGUUUAAGCUAUUCAAUUUUUUCAUAUUAGGCACCACUUUUGGACUACGUCCACAUGGGAAGUAUAACAAAAGUAUACUACAUCUUCUAGUUCACAAGGUUUUCAUCUGCAUGGGUUUUUUUUAAGGCUGCAUCAACUACUUUCUGGACUUUGUAUAUGCUUUUAAAACAUGUAACUAUAUCAGUACAAGCAGAAAUCAGGCAAUUACAGGAUAAAAUUACAAAUAUAUGCAUUUGUUUUCUAAAGAGAUAGCAAGCUACAGUCAGUAACCUCUAGAUAGGCUGGCUUUUUUCUCUCUCUCUCUAGAAUACCUGUAUGAAAAUAUUUUUACAUUUUAUUCUGCUCUUGACUAGAACUUCCAUUUGACCCCUAAGACACCUUGGCUUUAAGAAUGUACUUUCUCUGGAGGGCUUUGAUGCCAGGCAGGUUACGUAUCUUGACCAGCCCUGCAGGAGCAAAGUACAAUAACAAAACAUACACAAGCGCACUGACAAGCUUUUCUGAGAGGCAUGUCAGAAAGCAGCCCCAAUCCUUCGCAGUGUUCUCUUCUAUAGUGUGGAUCUUUCCAAGCAACAAGCAGCUUCUGAAGGGAAGAGUUGGAUCUUACAGGCUGGUGGCCCAGUGGAUCAGCAGCUUAUCAAGAGUUUCUCUCACUUCACCAAGAAGGGACCACAACAGCAAAUGAGAACAAAGCAGAUUUCAGCUAUUGCAGUGAACUGUGAUCCACAUUCAAGUAGAAAAUAGAAAAUACAGUAUUUGGUAGCACUGCUGGUGCAUUAAAUUAAGGACUCUGCCAAUAGAUUGUAAUAAUAUUUUGUAUUAUACAAUCAAUUAAAGUUGUUUAACUACC